This is a messenger RNA of Pangasianodon hypophthalmus (striped catfish), 7678 nucleotides long. It is a transcript of the gene nhsa, whose product is annotated as Nance-Horan syndrome a (congenital cataracts and dental anomalies). The transcript is spliced from 10 exons. The coding region runs from base 282 to 4736 and encodes 1484 amino acids. Lineage: Eukaryota; Metazoa; Chordata; Actinopteri; Siluriformes; Pangasiidae. The record is from RefSeq and is a predicted model, not a curated record. Gene Ontology annotation, biological process: cell differentiation; lens development in camera-type eye.
CGUGUCUCACAGUGCAGUCACCCUCACGAGCUCGGCGCGGUGCUCCGGUGCGACCAGGAUGGAGCCCGAGCCGCGAGCGCGCUUCGAGCCUCCGGAAUAAAAAAGAAAGUCUUGGGAUCCCGCGGGUGGAAAAAAAACAAAAAAACAAAAAACAUAUCUAAAUUUAUAUAUAUUUUUUUUAUUCUUUGCAAUAGCAAGGAAUAAACUUCUAAACUUCCUAGUGGGAUUUUAUACUUCGAGCGCGCGCUGUUGGGAAAAAAUAAAAUAGUAAAAUUAAAAACAUGCCCUUCGCCAAGCGGACGGUGGAGCCGCAGCGGCUGUGCAGGAGCGCGGAGCCGGGAGAGGAAGGCUCUCCGCCGGGGCUGCUGGAUGACCUGUGCGCGGUCAGUAACGCCGCUCUGUCCCGCACCGUGCGCCAGCUGUCGGACGUGGCGCGGCACGCGGGCUCGCUCUUCCACGAGCUGGAGCGCGAGCUGGCGCACACCGACCGGCGGCUGCGGGAUCUGCGGGAGAAAGUGCGCCGCAUGGAGAGGAGCACCGAGGAGCUGGACCCCAAACAGGAAGUAGUGCCUGUAUCGAGUCUGGAUGUUGAGAGUAAACACACUGAACAUUUCCAGUCUGCUUGGCAGCUACACAGAAACGUCUUCGUCCCGGAGAGUCGGCCGCCGUGUGUCGAGGAGCUUCACCACAACGCCAAACAGAGCCUGAGAGCGCUACACCGAGAUCAGCAGCAGAGACAGGAAGUCAGUGAACAAGAGCGGAGGGUGACCGUCUUGAUAGCCCCGCCCACACCCACACCCACUUCCCCCUCCCACCACACACUCCACACGUUUGAAAGAGUCCGAUCCUCUUCCCCUACUGAAUGUUGCCACUUUCCUCGCCGGAGCAGACAGGUGGAUUCCGACCCCGAUUCCGUGUCUUUAGGUCACAGAUCCAAGUUCCCUAUUCCCAACAUUCCCUCGCCGCUGGACACACAGACCAACUGGAGCGUCGCUCUGCCGUUACCCACUCCCGAGGACAGGAUGAAGAGCCAGUCACAGGCCGUCAUGUCCUGCGUGGUGCCCAUCGACGUCUCGGAGGAUUCCUCCGUCGCUGCUCGGCCCUCGGCGGCGUCUGCCUUCCUCAGGGCUGGGUUCGACAGAGAUGCCAGUGUUCGCUCUUCGCUCGUCUACUCUCAGUCAGUGCUACAGAGGAGACGGAAGCUGAGAAGACGGAAAACUAUCACGGGCUUUCCCAGACAAGUGCAUCAAGACUUAGACUCUGAUGAGUCUCCUGUGGCUAGUGAGCAGACCGUAAUAGUGCACUCCAGCCCUGAAGCUUGCCAAGAGGACCUCACACUCACUCGUCUCAACACCAGAGACUCUGGCUGCCAGACGGAAGACUUCCUGGUUGCUGUUGCGGCACCAUCUCGUAGACGGAUCAGAGCUCAGAGGGGUCAGAGUGCGACUUUCCUACUUUCCCAUUCCACAGGAAACAUACCGUCCCUGCCAGACAGUUCGGAUACCAUGUUUACCACCUCCAUCAGCUCCCAUUUGCGCUCGCGUAGCCUUCCUCGAGAAAGCGCCCGAUUAUUUGAUGAAGUACGAAUCAACAGUGAUAAUGAUGACGAAGACGACGGAGAUCUUUCACCAUUCGAAGGAGGAGAAUUCCUUCCGGUACCAGUAGAGAACACGCUAAAAGAUGAAGAAGAGAGCAUUGAUGACCAGGUACAGCCAGAGAGGCAGCUAGGUAGCUUCAACCAGCAUCCUGAGAGUCCAGAGAGCAUGUGGAUGCAGAGAGGUCGGUCCCGUCUGCCUUGUAAAACUGAUGAGAUCUCGUCGAGCUCUGACACAUUCAGCAGCCCUAUUCACUCCAACAGUGGAGUUCUGGCCAGCCAGAUGGACCAUAAGGAGGACCACCAGUCUUCCAGUGGAAACUGGAGUGGCAGCAGUUCCACAUGCCCCUCGCAGACAUCAGAGACGAUUGCUCCUGCUGCCUCACCACCACUGACACACUGUGACUCAGAGCUGUCUCUAAACACAGCUCUUAACAUCGCUGAAGACUCUGCUGAGCCCUACUCUGGAGACAGGCUGCAAGGUCUGCGGGGUCACCGAACAGGAUCGUUUGCUUCCACUGCAACUGACAUGCUCGAUGACGCGGGAGUCAGCACGCCAAGCGAAGCCGACUGGAGCUACCCUCAACAUAGACACAACAGGUCCUGCCACAAGGACUUGAGUCCUGAACGCUCUAGGGAAGGGGAGGGCAGCCUAGAGUGCCCCAGCUUUGCUAGCAUAGCCACAAUAGAGAGCUUAGAUAAGCCUCCCUCUGACAAGGCUGACACUAUGUCGCACUUCUCUGUGGAUGCCGAGGGCUACUAUACCUCCAUGCACUUUGACUGUGGUAUUAAAGGUAGCAAAAGCUUCACAUACAACUAUGGAUCUGUUGAACAGCAAAAGGAAGUGUACAGAGGUCAUGCAUCAAAAGGGAGACGCAGUCUUUCUCUAAGGAAGCCAAAGGUGAAGCCAUCGCCUCCAGAACGCUGCUCAUCGUUAAAGAAAAAUAGUGGCCAUGCUGGAUUAGCUCCUGAAAUGAGUGAACCAAAGAUAACGAGUGAGCAGAACUUACUGAUGUCUUCCAAGGAAAGGAGUUCACCAUUGGCAUCAAGUGACCCCUCUGACCAGCCAGAGGAUGAGGAGCUGGUGGAGGCCUGGGGUGGACAGAUUUCUAAUCAGAUUCCAGAUGUGGUUUUGCUUGGUUCCACAGACAAACAGUCCUUAAAGACUGAGGAAGCUGUCCAGUCUGAUUAUGCAGAGCUCUGGCUUGUGAAUGACUUGAAAUCCAACGAUAAUUACAAUUCUUUGUCAAACUCCAGCACUGCUACCGGCACAACGGUCAUCGAAUGCAUGAAGUCACAAGAGAGCUCAGAGUCACAGUCUGACUCGAGGGCUACCACCCCUUUACUGCCAUCUGUGGAAACAGAAUUUAGACUGCCCUCCCCAGAGAAGCUGGUAAAUCUAGCAUCCCCUUCCAGUGGUUAUUCAAGCCAGUCCGAGACGCCAACAUCUUCAUCUGCUUUUUUCCCAAACCCUAAUCCUUUGUCCCCCAUUGGUGGAAAGAGGAAACCAAAAGUCCCAGAGAGGAAGUCCUCCCUCACUUCACUGCAGCAGCGCACACCCAAAAUGGACCUUGAGCUACCCAUUAUACCCCCCACCCAUCUCAACCUAAGUGCCCUUCACAAUGGCAAGAAGCCUUUAUCCCACAGAAACCACAUUCAUGUCCAUAACAACAGCAAACACAAAGUGGCCGUGGCCACGACUGAAAGUGUUGAACCUGGCAGCACCAGUCCUUUGGAAAUCACCCCCAUGAUGCUUCAUUCUGUCCAGCUACGUUCAGUUAGCAAACCUGGUGAAGAAAACCAUGAUCUGCCUUGCACAGAUGCUUCCACUAGGCCCAAGAGACCCACUAUAAGCAUCCUCAAUGAGACCAGGAAGCCUCCACCUUAUAGACCACUCACCAAUGAACCCCUCUCUCAAGAUAACUGUGAAUCCAUAUUUACUCCUACAGAUGGACCAGAGUUGUCUGGGAGUCUCCCGAGGAUUUCCUUUACAAAAAAUAGAUUUGACAGGAUAGCCCCGGCACCUCUUUGGAGCAUGACUGCUUUCAGCACAACUUCUGAGCAAGUGAGCCGAGAUGACAUGACGGCAGACAUAUCAGAGAGUCAAAAGGUACCUGCUGAAGCAGAGGGACUCUUCCCUCAGAGCUCUAUGGAAAUGGAGAAGGACCAGGAAGUGAGGCUUGAGUCAACAGAAGAAAAGCCAAAAACAGAAUCACCACCUGGUCAUGAUAGUAUACUCUCUACAAGAUCUGAGAAAUUUGACCAAGUGCCUGAUUUAAUCCUUGACUCAUCACUGGAAUCUUCAGAAAUUGAUCCAGUUAGUGAUGCCAGCAAUCAUGGAGAGGAAUCAGUAUCAUCAGGUGGUCCAACCAGCAGUGCCUCACAGGAGACCAUGGGGGAAGUAUCUACACCUGAUACAGAGGAUUACUUCAGCAAAGAUUCCACACCUAGUGAUCCGGUAGUAUCUCCUUUGACAGAUGAAUCAACAACUGAGGAGGACAGUGUUUUCCUUUCCCCUAAUAAAGCUCGAACAACUGAGGAUCUCUUCGCCAUGAUUCACAGGUCAAAAAGGAAAGUCCUCGGCCGAAAGGACUCGAAAGGAGAUAUGGCCGUUCGGAGUUCCCUGGGUGGUUCUAUUGCCUCACCUGCCACCUCCCCGAGUACCCCUGUUACGCCAACAAGCUCCCAACGAGCACCGAGCCAAAUAUACAGGAGUGUCAAAAAGUCCAACACCUCCAAUGAGGAAUUCAAACAGCUUCUUCUUAAAAGGGGAAGUCGGUCUGAUUCGAGCUAUCGCAUAUCAGCUACUGAGAUCCUGAAAAGUCCUAACGCAUCGAGAACUUUCAGUGACCCCUUGUCAGAAGGUAUGAAGCAUCCUGAAGGGUUCCCUUCGCCAUUCCAGCCACAGUCUCCGGAGAAAACACCUGAGGUUCUUCAUAGCCCCUACCCCAAAGCCAACGUGGAGGGGUUCUCCACAAAAGUUUUUAGUUCUUCCAGACAAGGUCGUUCAAGGUUACCACCAGCUGCAAGCAGCAGUCGUUACAGCACACGCAGCCGGCUAUACACAACACCCAUGCAGGCGAUUUCUGAAGGGGAAACGGAAAACUCAGAUGGAAGUCCACAUGAUGACCGUUCCUCAUAAACCGAGAAUGCACCUUCUACCAGGUGUUUACAAAAAAGAAACACAAAAUCAAAACUACUAAAGCUGUUUUUUAAAUUGAUUUAAGCGAUUUUUAAACCUGUGCUGAUUUACUGCCCUUUUGUAGCCCAGAGGAAAAAAAAUGUUUACAACUUAUGAAAUUGUCUAGGUAUAUGCAGCAAUGUUUAUUAUGCUAUUAGCAUUAUGCGAAAAAGCUAAUUUUAAAAAAUUUUAUUAUUGCAUUUUAUAUGGGCAUUAACUGUGAAAUAAAUAUAAAACUGUCAAUGAUAAAGAAACGUAGGACAAUCAGAUAGUGGCCUUUUACACUGUUGUAGCAAUGAGUUGAUUUGCAGCACAAAUAUUUUAAAAUAUGUGUCAGAAGAUCUGGCUUUAGCUAGAAAUGACCCUCAUUUGGCAAAAAUGUUUUUGCAGGUUUAUUCUUGCUAUCCAUUUGCACUUCUUUGAAAUUGUAAUUUUAAAUAAUCUAAAAUAAAUAUGCAAAUAUCUUAAGUAAUGAUAUGAGAUUAAUCCCUCCACAAAUUGAAGUUUAUCUCUACUUUGUUUAAUUACAUUUUAAGACUCAAACCCCUUUUGUAUAAAAAUAUUUCACAGAAUUGGUAUAUGCAUCUCGGCCAAUAUCACAACACUUCUGGGUGGAUUGUUUAAAUGUGUAUUCCUAUUUGUUUGUGUUUAUAACGUUAAGCUCCGGUGUAACUUCGUAAGCGACAAGCCAUUUCUCACUUUCGAUAAAACAAACUUUUGCUUUUAUCAAAUUGGCCUUGAAAAGUGAGGUCCAAAUAUAUUAAACCUGUGAACACGUGCUCCUUAGAAUGUUUCUGAAUGUCUUCAGAGCUUAACAGAUGUUACGCUAUAUUCAGUCAACUCAUUUUUGCAAAUUCUUUUAAGAUGCGUACACCAGGCUUUUUUAAAUUGGUUCAGUGAUAAGAAAAAAAUCUAUCCUGUGACUGCUGAUGUAUCAGUAGAAAUACAGGUAAUAUAUUAGAGGUGUGCGCCUGCUCAGUCUGAAAAUAUUCGACAUGGAAACAAAAGGAAAGCAAACUGAGGUGUAAUAAGGUUUAAAUAAAGUGCAGAAGGUUUUGGUUUAAGUCAGGCUUUAAAAGAUUGUGCUGAGAUUGUGGUGUAUGUCGGAAUAACAGGCGUUUGUAAUGUCAUUUGGGAGAGUGACUUGAGAUGGGAAGGAGGAAGGAUCAGAAAUGUUCAAAAAAAAAAAAGCUAACAAAAAAAUGUGUUAGGAACCAAGACGUACAGAUCAAGAAGUAAAGUCAUGUGUGCGAGAGAAAGAGCAAGUUUUUUAUUGUAGGUUUUUAGAAAUGUUUAGACGGUGGAUUUAAACAAGAUUACUAAGAUUCAAGGUUUUGUUAACGAGAAGCUGGAGAGCAACUUUUAAGAAUUUGGUAGUUUUUCAUCAACGGAACUAAUGACUUAUUUUCCUCCUUUAUUUUCGGUACUAAGGGACGAAUUCGUUAAAAAGAUCCUGCUAAUUGAUGUAUGAAACAUUUAAGACGUUGAAUUUAGACAUUUUAUUUAUGAAUUUGUCUGACAUUGUGUUUUUAUCAGAUGAUUAAGCUCUGUUGAAGAAACCAACACUGGUCUGAAAGACAACUUUAACCACUUUAAUGUAAUAACGAUAAGCUAACGUGUCCUAUUAGCUGCCAAUUCCUGAUGGUUGGAGCACUGUAUUAGUCCAAAAUAUUUCAUUUUUCAUUUUUCCAAGUUACCCGAUGCUUUGUUUUGUUCAUAACUGUGUAUUAGCUUAUAAAGUGUAACGCAACAUCCACAAGUGUAACACAAAUGACUCCCUGUGUAGGCUAAAAGCUGUUAGACCACAGUGCUGCUGAAUUCUGGAUUGUGAUUGGUCAGAAGUUGUUGAUUAAUUUUCUCUGACAGUAGCGCAGCUGCAAAUCCCAGAUUUAUAUUAAUGCGCUCAUUCUGAUACGUUAUCGUUUGUAUAGUGACAGUAAAUUCACUGUUACGAUCUACAUACACAGCUUAAAAACGCGUGGAAUCGUCGAUCUGGUGAAGUUUUCUAUAAGGAGACGGUUAUUUAACAUUUAUGGAAGGAGUCUCCAGUGUCAGCGCUUUGUAACAGUCAGAGGUAAAGCUGUAACUUUAAGUUCAGGACCUUUUGCGGUUUCUCGGUAACACAAGAACCUGCAUUUUUUUGUUUUGAUUUUUAUUUUUUUUUUUCAGAAAAAAAGAGGCUGGUGAAGGGAUGAUUGUUUAUAGCUGCUAGGGUUUCAUGGACAUUAAGUGUAACUAUAAACAGAUAAAAGUACAAAGUGUUAUAGCCUUAAUUAAGACCCUAUAUGUCCAGUAGGGAGCUGUUUGGGAUGCUGUGUUGUUUACGCUUUAGCUGUAUAAAGUGAAACGGUGGAAGUUUGCUAAAUCUCUUAACAAAGCUAAUAAUUACGCCACGACAGACGAUUUGCUGACGGUUUACGCUGAAAACGCAAAAACGCAGAGAAAAAUAUUCAUUCCAACAUGCUAAACUGUGUUAUUGCACUGAUACAGACAACUAUAUGAAGUUUUGUCUUUUGCUGUAGUAAAAGUAUUUAUAAUAAAUAAAUAAAUAAAUAAAUAAAUAAUCUGAGUUUAUAAACCGAGCUUCCUCAAAAGGCUGUGACACUCAGAAGAGUCGUAACAGUGCAUGAAACACACAUCGGGCACAUUUCUGUAGACCAGAACACCAGCACUCACACAGACGGUGAGAAACACGUCGUUAAUGCUGAUAGAGUGUGUGUGUGUGUGUGUGUGUGUGUGUGUGUGUGUGUUUUGGUACGAGCGACGCCUCACUCAGACCGAAAGCUUUGAACAACCAGUAAACAUCACUUUUGUAAGUUUUGUACAGAUUUGUGUAUAUAUAUAUGAGACUUUUUUUUUUUCAAAUGUUACUUUUUGUAAAAAAAAAAAAAAAUGUUUUCAGA